UCUCACAUCACUAUUAUCACUUUUGUACCUUGAACUGCAAUUUUGUGUAUUUUAUUUGGUAAUACGAUAAACAUGGACAAGUGGGUGCAGUUGAACAACCAGGCCGCUGGCAGGGACAAAAUAGCUAGGCUCGUUCAAUAUGCAUCCCGAGCAAUUUGGGACUCCUUAGAGUCAAGUUCUACUAGCCCGGCGCUGGUUGACAAUUUCAAGACUAUUGAGUACAUAUUGAGUACAUUCAGAAAGCUUUUGCGUUUGGGCAAGAGUCUGGAUGUUUUCUACGCCACUCUGCGCACCAUACAUUACCCGGAUUUGGCCAUUCGCGUCACGCUGACAAUGAGCAAGCUGUCUCAAGCGCUAUUUCUGGUUGCCGACCACUUCUUGUGGUUGGCACGCACAGGUCUGGUGAAAAUCAACGCCAAGAAGUGGUCAGAGGUCGCAAACAAGUAUUGGUUAUUCUCUAUCAUAAUGAACUUAUGUCGUGAUUUCUACGAGAUCAUGAGAGCCUUGGAUUUGCAUAGAGCUAGUUGUAAUAGUGGCAUCUCAAGACGCAAGCUUCCCGCAAAGCUUAAUUCCCCAUCCGAUUUCAAGCGUUUGGCUCUGCAGUCUUACGUAUUAAUGCUGGGACACAAAGACAUUGUGGUGGACACGGUGAAGAAUUUGUGCGAUUUCUUUAUUCCGCUUACAGCUUUGGGCUACACGAAGAUGACUCCUAGGACUAUUGGUCUAUUGGGUGCCAUUUCUUCUCUGGCUGGCUUGUGGGCCCUCCUUGAGCCUGAGGCCAAGUUAACACCUGCAUGAGUUGAUUUAUUUUAAUUAAGAUUUUAUUGUAUAUAUUUUAUUCCGCUGUUAAAUAACUCGUUCAAAGUGUGCUUAAAAAGUGUUAGGGAAGAUUUUAAUAAUAAAGUAUAUAUGUAGUAUUUUUUUGAACGUUA
Scaptodrosophila lebanonensis is the source of this 932-nucleotide messenger RNA. RefSeq names its product peroxisomal membrane protein 11B (gene Pex11ab). Gene Ontology annotation, biological process: regulation of peroxisome size; peroxisome fission. The record is from RefSeq and is a predicted model, not a curated record. Gene Ontology annotation, cellular component: peroxisomal membrane. The transcript is spliced from 3 exons. NCBI's taxonomy places the organism in Eukaryota, Metazoa, Arthropoda, Insecta, Diptera, Drosophilidae. Bases 73 to 798 code for a protein of 241 amino acids.